Athalia rosae (coleseed sawfly) is the source of this 6663-nucleotide messenger RNA. RefSeq names its product mediator of RNA polymerase II transcription subunit 13 (gene skd). The coding region runs from base 71 to 6013 and encodes 1980 amino acids. Gene Ontology annotation, cellular component: mediator complex. The record is from RefSeq and is a predicted model, not a curated record. The transcript has 17 exons. Lineage: Eukaryota; Metazoa; Arthropoda; Insecta; Hymenoptera; Athaliidae. Gene Ontology annotation, molecular function: transcription coregulator activity. Gene Ontology annotation, biological process: regulation of transcription by RNA polymerase II.
AGUGUUUAACCGGGGUUAGUUCGUGAGUGCGUGAAGUGUUGUUAGUGAUAAAGUUUAAAAUGGAGCAGCCAUGACGCAUCCAUCGCAUCAAACCAACGGCGCGAGCUUAGAGGAUUGCCACACGAACUUCUUCGCUCUGACUGACCUCUGCGGCAUAAAAUGGAGGAAAUUAGUGUGGGGAGAGGUGGCCGGUGGAUUUGGGGGCACCCCCCUUGAGGAUCCGGUACUUUCGAGUUUCUCUCGUUGUCUUGCGAGCGAUAUCCUGUGCGUAUGGCGGCGGAUCGCCGCCGCACCUCCCUCGGGAACAUCCGGAGCCGGCGGGGGCGGAAUAUUCGACCUGGGGCUCGCUCCGUCACCGGCACCCCCGCCCCUUUCGCUCACCGCCGCCAAGGAACUCUGGAUUUUUUGGUACGGCGAGGAACCCGAUCUCACCGGACUAGUUUCACCGGAGCUCAUCGCCUGCGAAGGCGAACAAGGCUCUUGGGAAAGUGGAUUGUCUUAUGAGUGCCGAUCCUUACUAUUCAAGGCUCUGCACAAUUUAAUCGAACGCUGCUUACUUUCUCGUGAUUUUGUCCGCCUUGGGAAAUGGUUCGUACAGCCCUAUGAUGGGUUCGAAAAACAUCGCUGCAAUAGCAGUCAUUUGUCAUUCUCGUUCGCAUUUUUCGUCCAUGGAGAGAGCACAGUUUGUGCUAGCGUGGAUGUCAGGCAACAUCCCGCUGUACGACAUCUCACCAGAGCUUGUCUCCAGCGAACUCAAACUGCUCAAUCCGCUGUCAAAGUCAUUUUGGCACCGUAUGGUCUGGCUGGGACUUUGACAGGUCAAGUUGGCCGAGUAGACAGUCAGCUUUUGGAAGAGUGGAAACAUUUUUAUCCAAUAAAUGGUGCUUCGACGGAUACCGGACUUCCACCAUUGGUCGAAGUUCUUGUUGGUGGAGUUCGCAUGCGCUAUCCUUCUUGCUAUGUCCUGGUUACUGACAUGGAUGACGUACCUGCAGAUGCUCCUCUCUCACCACCCACCAGCCCCGCUAACUACGAGCACCCUCUUUCCACACAGAGAGACUUAAAAGCAGCCAGCGAAUUACCUGAACGGGUUUGGGCUGAGUGCACGCUCAACUCGCCAACACCUACACCUAAGACAAACGAAUCUUCACUGGAACCUGGUACAUGGACCUUUGCCGAUGCCACGAAAAAGUCUUCCUGUAGCUGCUCCAAGUGUGCGACCCCCGGGGGUUGGAAGAGUCUGGCUUCUGCGCAGUUUCAUAGGGAGAAAGUAGAUAAAGGUGGACGGAGGCUAGUGCCGUUCCAUAGACGCUCCACAACUCAGUGGGACGUGUCUCCCCCAGUCCCUGCCAAUGCCCCCAGAUCCUUGCUAAAUCGCACGGAGGCUCCGAGCACGCCGCCUGGUGGCCCUCCAUCAUAUCCGAGGGGACCUCCAACAGGAGGGGACUGCCUACCUGUUCCUUCGGUUGGCUCUCCAGGAUCGCCGGCACCGUCACCGCUUCCGACGCCACACUCUGAACCAGCUUCCGUUCCACCAGCAGAUCCCACUAUGCCUACUCUCAGCCCACAGCCACCACCCAGUCAGCCAAACGCUGCUCCUCCAAUGACUCCACCUCAGGGUCCAAAGUCGGCGUCGUCUACUUGUAACCAAGUGUUCAGUCCUGUUCCUGGACCAACCUUGAAAAGACCAGUACUAGCAUCUAGAGAAUAUGAAGGAGCUCUUCUAGAAGAUGAACAACCUUUGUCGUGGCUGUACGAUUACUCGACACAGGAAGCGUGGCUCAAUCAUCCUGUCAAGAGAUUUAAGGGUUCUCCCACUGGCCCUACCAAUCUCAGAGGGACUAAUUUGUAUCCACCAUCUAAUCAACAACAACAAUUGCAGGCUCCAAAGCUUGAGAUUAAACAGGAGCCAAACACAACACCAGGCGAAUGUACCGGAGGGAGAACGGAUCCUUAUGAAUUUGAUGCAGCAGGCGAAGAGAAUGGGACUGGAGUGGAUGGCUUGAGAAGACCGAGAGAAGAUCCUCCAAAACCCGGCUCUCUUUUCACCAGUGAGGGUCUGCAGGCUUCAUAUAAGGAUCUUGAUCAGAUCUUUGACAACUCGGAUCCUGAUACUUCUAGUGACGAGACUAAUUUAAACCAGCUUCAAGUGCAAACUCCACCUGGAUCGAACAAGUCGGGAGGGCUUCACGAAGAGACCAGACUGGACAGUACCAACAAGCACAAUAAUAGAGGCGUUGGGGUACUUCGACCUGAAGAGUUGUCGAAAAUGUUUCCGACCCCUCCUUCUCUGGAGCACAACCCUGUUGCGUCACCCUGCCAGCUCAGUGAUCCACCAAUGGACCAGACGGAACUCUCGAACAAUCAACGGUCGUUGAGGCAUCUGCCGGACAUUUAUCCAAACAUGGGUUCUCCGGCUGAGGAACCCAUUGAUGAUUGGUCCUAUGUAUUUAAACCUGCGCCAAUUUGCAAACUUGUUGGUUCUUCCAAGUACGCCCCGCUCACUAAUCUACCCAGCCAAUCGUUACCUCCGGUUUCUCUGCCUUCUCACUGCGUCUACAGACCUUCGUGGCAGUGCAAUCCGACUACGAAUAACAAUCCAGAGAAGGUUCUUCCACCCACUAGACCUGGAUCGGUUCAACAGCCUUGUCCGCCUAGCCCUGCACCUUUAGGGACGCCAUACCGGGCUGCUACUUUGUCUGGAAGACCACCACCUCCACCUUACGAUCAACCAAGCCCAGCAACUUCUACAACUUCUUCUUAUCUCAAUAAAAAUUUGAAUAGCAUCGAGGCCGAUACUCCUGGGCCAACGCGAGCUCCAGAAUCAAAUUCUUUGGUCGUUAAUAUUCUACUCGGAGAUACGGCUCUCAACAUAUUUAGGGAUCAUAAUUUCGAUAGCUGCAGUCUUUGCGUUUGUAACGCUGGGCCGAAAGUAGUAGGUAACAUAAAAGGUGCCGAUGCCGGAAUUUAUGUAGCUGGAUCCUGGGGACCUGGAGGUGCAUUGUUCCAAGAUGACGAUCAAAUACGAUGCAGUUGCGGAUUUAGCGCAGUUGUCAAUCGUCGUCUUGCCCACCGAGCAGGUCUUUUCUACGAGGACGAAAUGGAGAUCACUGGAAUCGCGGAGGAUCCCUCUGACAAGAAAAAGGGUUCUCUAGUUGGAGUCGCUUGUGGGGGUGGUAAACCACCACCGGAAGGUCUGGAUUCUGUACCUCCAAAUGUGCUGGAAUUACUAAGAGAGCAAUGUUUAAUCGUUCAAAGUUCGGCAAGUAGUCUGAACAGAGCUGCUCGAAUUUACGCAGGUAUGCGAAGUUAUCCCUCGCUUAUACCCACGGUUAAUACCCUUGAGUUUAACGACGGCAACGAAGUAUCUCUAGCAGCGCUAGACCAGGGGAAAGUAGAUGGCACUCCAAAUGAAAGAACGAAUCGACUGAACGGUGUGCAUCGAUGGGUAUUCCUCAGAGCACAUGGUCCUCAGUGUAGCGGAGAUAUCGUGAGAGUGAUGAGAUCAUUGCAGCCCUUGUUACAAGAGGCUGUGCAGCGAAAAUGUACGACCAGAAUGUGGGAGGCUCCGUAUACAGUCGCUGGACCUCUUACCUGGAGACAAUUUCAUCGUUUGGCUGGGCGGGGGACCGAUGAUAGAUGCGAACCUCAACCUAUUCCAGCACUGGUUGUUGGCUAUGAUCGAGACUGGCUCUCUCUGUCACCUUACGCUCUCAGUUAUUGGGAAAAAUUAUUACUCGAACCUUAUGCUGGGCCAAGGGACGUUGCCUACAUUGUCGUGGCACCUGACAGUGAACCAGUUAUUUCUAAAGUUCGAUCGUUCUUCAGGGAGCUCUCUACCACUUAUGAAAUUUGCAGACUGGGUAAACAUACUCCGAUAUCGAAGGUACUACGUGACGGCAUUCUUCGUGUCGGAAAAGCCGCAGUUCAAAAAGUUUCCAAACAACCAAUUGACGAGUGGUUCAAAUUAUUGGGUGAAAAUCAAAUAGGAGAAUUAUUAAGGCUUUAUGCUCAGGUAUGCAACCAUAGAUUAGCGCCACACCUAACACAGGUCAUACAGGAUAGAAGUUUACUCGAGCCCGGUGAGUCACCCAGUAAACAACAGCAAGCUCCCGCAACUCCAGCUCCAGAAAUUACACCGGCUACUCCUGACAGUGUAACGCCGAAGACAGAACCUACCGAAGGUGAAAAUGUUAGAAGCGAAACACCGUCGUCCAAUACGCCGCCAAAUCCUGGCCCAGGAACCGGUAAUACCACACCUGCGACCACCAAUACUACAACUACUCCAACGACAACUGUGGGACCGGAUGAAGAAGAAGUUGAACCACCAGCAGUUGUGGUGUAUUUGGUCGAACCAUUCUCAUUAGGUGGCGCCGAGGAUCCUGAUAGGCGUAGAUUGGCUAUUUUGGCUUUACUACGUGCUUAUUCUACGGCGGUUAACAGCAUGCCGGAGAACAUAAGAUCUAACAUCAACGUCCAGUUGAUAUCCCUGGAGAGCAUCAUGGAGUUGGGCAGAGCAAGAGAGAGGCGGAGGGCCCAGGACGAGAUGAGAUCGCUGGCUCUCAAUGUAUUCUUACAAGGUCGACGACUGCUUAAUCACAAUUCAAUGGUCAAGAGCCUCACUGGCUUUGGGACUGCAGCUGCCGCAGAUCUCUUUCUUAAAAGCAAAGAUGAACGAAACAAAGCUCCAUAUCGGCUUUAUGCUCCUGCAUACGUUUUGGCUCCUUUGCGCGGCAAAAGCGAAGCUCCCGAAUCGUUUGGAAUGGCAGGACCUGAAGAAUGUGCAGUGCUGUACUUGAGCUAUUGUUUGAGCGAAGAUCAAGCCUGGCUGCUAGCUGUUGCGACGGACGACAGAGGAGAAAUCUUUGAGACAGCAACGAUCAAUGUUGAUGUGCCAAACAGAAGACGCAGAAAGCGAGCCUCUGCCAGACGGGUUGGACUCCAAAAACUGAUGGACUUCAUCCUUGGCGUUAUGUCACAAGGGGUUCAGCCAUGGAGAUUGGUAGUCGGUCGUGUAGGUCGCAUUGGCCACGGUGAACUGAAAGGCUGGAGUUGGCUCCUAUCUCGCAAGGCGCUUCUUAAGGCAUCCAAACAUUUGAAGGAUAUUUGUGGUCAGUGUAGUCUCAUGUACCCAGGAGCAGCACCUUGUGUAUUGAGCGCAUGCCUCGUCUCAUUAGAACCUGAUUCCACACUUCGAUUGAUGGCCGACCAAUUUACCCCAGAUGAAAGGUUUAGUCAAGCCUCCGUUAACUGUCAACUAUCCACACCACAGGACGUUACGUGCACUCAUAUUCUCGUCUUCCCUACCUCUGCUACCACGCAGUCAUCGCAAACUGCUUUCCAAGAGCAACACAUAAAUGGACCAGAUCUUGGGGACGAUGAACUAUUCUCAGCCCUGGACGAUGACAUGCCGGAGGGAAUGGAAGGAAUGGGAGACUUCAAUGAUAUUUUCAGCGUAUGGCCAGAAGCAGGUGCUGGUGGAGGACAAAGUCCUGGAGGGAGUCCUCACCGACCAGAGGGUUCUCCUCUAGGUGGUGAAGGCGGAGGUUCAGGCCUCGGAAAUCAUGACGGACCUGGCAGUCCAUUCCCAUGCAACAAUACUCCCAGGACGGCUGUGAACGAUCAGGCAGAAGAAGUUGGUACGCUUCUGCAGCAACCGUUGGCUCUUGGUUAUUUGGUAUCAACAGCACCUACAGGACGCAUGCCCUCCUGGUUUUGGUCAGCGUGCCCUCACCUGGAUGGCGUUUGCCCGGUCUUCCUUAAGAAUGCUUUGCACUUGCACAGCCCCGCUAUUCAGCAGAACAGCGAUGAUCUUUUGCAACAGCAAAGUGCCCUCACCGCGCAUCCGCUCGAUUCUCAAUACACCACCGAUGUGCUUAGGUAUGUGCUGGAGGGAUACAACGCAUUGUCCUGGCUUGCGGUAGACGCUAAUACAAAAGACCGACUUUCCUGUCUGCCGGUCCAUGUCCAGGCACUCAUGCAGCUCUACCACGCAGCGGCAGCCCUCGUCUGACCCAGACCCUCUCUUGUAACGCAGCAAGCGGCGCUUCUCUCUCUCACAUUCGUUACCGUAAAAACAUUACUCGGGGCUUGGCGAGAGCAAAUAGUCUGGUAUUCGCUCUACAGCGGUACAACGUUCAAUGUCACAAUAAAUGGUAUUCAACAAUCAAGUUGAAUGAUAAGAAUGAGAGAACUAGGGAGGCAUUUGGAGUCUCAUUGUUAUACAAUUUAAAUAUUCGGGUUCAAAUGAUUGCGACAAGCGUCGUACGCGCCUGUAGAGUGAUUAAAAGACUUGUGAAAUUGCCUCUCGGUUAGUAGAUAGUUUAAUUAAAAAAAAAAAAAGAUCAGAACCACUAGUAAUUUACGUAUCCAAAUGUUUUUAAUUGUAAAUUAAAAUUUUUGUACAAAGGAUUUUAUUACGCUAGCGACAAGUAAUAUAACAUAUAUUACAUUGUUUUAUAAUUUUAUAUAGGUAAAGAAACGAAAAAAAAAUAAUAAUAAUAAUAAUACGGGGGUAAUUUGUUAUUUGCCUCAAAAAAGCCCCAAGUACGCGACGUGUGCGCGUGACAACGAGUCGAUUGUUAUCACGUUAGUCAGACUCUCAAGCGCAUCGUUGCAAAGUAUGCGAAUUAAAUUAGAAUAAUAAAAAACAGAGAAAAAAAA